Tarenaya hassleriana is the source of this 1220-nucleotide messenger RNA. RefSeq lists its product as uncharacterized. NCBI's taxonomy places the organism in Eukaryota, Viridiplantae, Streptophyta, Magnoliopsida, Brassicales, Cleomaceae. Bases 190 to 1158 code for a protein of 322 amino acids. The record is from RefSeq and is a predicted model, not a curated record. The transcript has a single exon.
UACAGCAGAUAAUCUCAUAAAUACUUUAUUUUUAAAUAAAGCAUUAAUGCUCAGAGACCUCAAAUCUCCCUUAAUAAUAAAAAAGCUAGACACCUUUUUUUUUUUUUUUAAAGACAGAAAAAAUCCAAGUGCAGACAAAAGCAAAGCAAGAAACAGCGCAGUCGAUUGGGGAAGACGAAGAAGAAGAAGAUGAUGUCCCGGAGACCCGUGUCGAGUCCGGGUCGGGUCGAGAAGUAUCCCCCGCCGUUGAUGCGGUUCUUGAGGAGCAGUGGCAGCAGCAGAAGCCGGAGCAGAGGAAGGACGCGCUCGAGCCCUCUGUUCGUGCGGCGGAGCAAGAGCUCCUCCGCCGUCGCCGCCGAAGCAACCCUGGAACCGUCGUCUCCGAAAGUCACUUGCAUGGGUCAAGUCCGAGUCAGGCGAUCCAAGCCGCAGACCCGACCCGUAUCUCAUGAAAACCCGACCCUUCGGUGCAAAUGGAUCCCAGACACCUUACUCCGCCGUCCUUUCGCGGGAAAACUCAACACCUGGUCGUUAGACCGCAAUUGGCCGAAGUGGGUAUCGUUCUCGUUUCCUACUUUCCGGCGAAAAUCGAAACGGAAGGACAAAUAUCCGGGAAACGGACCGGAUUCUUGGGUCGACCCGGAUUCGGUUCGAGAAAACGGGCGAGAAUCGCAAGAGGGAGAAGAAGAAUGGGGAAAUUACAAAAACCCUAGAAGAAUUUUCGUAUCUCCGGCUUCGACGCCGCCGGGAAAUGCACUGUUGCUGACCAGAAGCAGAUCUGCUCCGUACAGAUCGUCGUCGCUGGCUUUCAGAUUCUGGGAGUCUGAUAACCAACGCGAAGCACAUGAACCAAACAUCAGAGAAAAGGCAGAGGAAGAAGAUGAAGAUGGAGAGAAAUUUUUCAGACCGGAAGGGGAGUCCAUGUCGAGAAAUUCGGGUCAGGAUCCGAAACCCGACACGGGAAUCGCCGGAAAAAUCGAGGGUUCGGUCGAAGAACGUGAAAUGAAAUGUGUGAACAAGGAAGAAGAAUACUCAGAGGUCUCGGAGGUAGGAUUUGUACGGACGCCGGUGCUUGGUCGGAGCAAAUCGGCGCCGGCAAGAAUAGGAGAGAAAAUGGUGAGAGGAUGGCUUCUGAAUGAAGAAGAAGGUUCGGGUUAAGGGUUCACACACUGCAAUUAAUUUAAUCGAUUAGUCAAAAUUAAAAUUUUAUUAUUUUUUUA